Molecule: messenger RNA, 969 nt
Organism: Drosophila ananassae
Lineage: Eukaryota; Metazoa; Arthropoda; Insecta; Diptera; Drosophilidae
Exons: 3
Coding region: 1-969 (322 amino acids)
Biological process (GO): DNA integration
Molecular function (GO): nucleic acid binding
Source: RefSeq, a predicted model, not a curated record
AUGGAGUACUGCGGACUAGAGUACCAUCAUCUCGCUCACGAGACUGCAAUAAACGACAUCAAGUCUUCGUUUUACAUCAGUCGCCUCCGAGUGUUGUACAAAUCCGUGCCGAGUACAUGCCAACGAUGCAAGGUUAACAGUGCAGUUUCCCGACCACCCCAGAUGGCACCGAUUCCGAUAGCUAGAAUGGGAAGCAUCCAGAGACCGUUUACCUACACAGGCGUCGAUUAUUUUGGCCCGUUAUUGGUGAACGUUGGCAGGCGCAAGGAGAAGAGAUGGGUAGCUCUGUUCACCUGCCUCACGUUGCGCGCAGUGCAUUUUGAGAUCGCCUAUAGUCCUGACACAAGUUCAUGCAACAUGUGCCUCUCCAAUUUUAUGGCGCUUCGAGGGACACCAAAGGAAAUAUUCUCAGACAAUGGUUUGAACUUCAGAGCCACGGAAAAAGCCGUGCGAGAAGAUCUGAAAAAGAUCGAUAACGAUAAGAUCACCAUUAAGUUCGAUGGCAUAAAGUGGCGAUUCAACUCACCAGGAGCACCACACAUGGGUGGAGCAUGGGAAAGAUUCGUCCGGACAACAAAAGGAAUUUUGAAGAACAUUUGCCCAAAUUACUCCUUCAACGACGAGAGCCUGAGAAACGCAUUGAUGGAGGCACAAUUUAUCAUCAACUCGCGACCGCUUACGUUUGUAAGUCUGGACACUGAUUAUGACGCCGCUCUGACCCCGAACCACCUCCUGUUGGGGCGCAACAAAUGGUUUGAGAAGGUACCUCCAAUAACCAUUGGGAGCAUCGUAGUCAUCGUAGAUGAGCUCCUCCCCAGGAACCUGUGGUUAAAAAGACGAGUGACCGACACAAUGAUGGACAAGGACGGGCACGAUCGACGAGUGACUAUAAAGACCCAGCACGGCGUUUUGGAAAGACCAGCAACGAAGAUAGCGGUUUUGGACGUCGGCUUGGAGGAUGGAAACUGA